Pyricularia grisea is the source of this 513-nucleotide messenger RNA. RefSeq lists its product as uncharacterized. The record is from RefSeq and is a predicted model, not a curated record. NCBI's taxonomy places the organism in Eukaryota, Fungi, Ascomycota, Sordariomycetes, Magnaporthales, Pyriculariaceae. The transcript has 2 exons. Bases 1 to 513 code for a protein of 170 amino acids.
AUGAGUCAGGUUUUAGGCUUUUGUUUGACUUUUGGAUGUCUACACCAACUCACUGAAGUCAAUUGUUACGCCAUCCCGGAUGUUGUUGGCUCCCGGAUUGGCAGUGUGCCCAGCACCACGCACAGCGAACUUGCAGCUCUGGUUGCAACCCUUCAAGUUUCCGUCGUUGUUAUCGGUGCCCGACACGCCCAGCACCUCCACGGCCGUGGCGACCUCCUCGGCGGACUGCGGAAAGAAAAUGCAUGCUGGGGAAAUUUGUGUGCUAUCCAAGGGCCAAUAAGCCGACAGAGUAUCGUCAUAAAGAGUCGAGAGGUUCCUGGACAGGCGGUUGCCAAGGCCAACAGCCUCGAGGAUGUCACACUGAAAGAAGGGCCUGGAAGCAAAGACUCAAAACGGGCAUUAAGGUCUAUGAGGGAUCAGAGAACCCGUUCAUGCAAGAUUCGUUACACAUAUAAAUCCCGUACAAUUAAGAACGUCGACUUGGUCCAUAAUCGCCAAGACCUCAAUAUCUGA